AUGGAUCAGAUCACCAACGCUCUUGAACCAUGCAAGCAGUUCGCCAAAGACUCGAUGAGACUUGUGAAAAGAUGUACGAAGCCAGAUAGAAAGGGUAAUUGUUAACUUGUUUUUUCAAUUGUCAAGUGACGUUCCCGAAAUCGUUUGUAAUUUUCUUUGGUUUAAGCUUGAGUUGAGUAUUUUGUUGAGAAAAUGUUCCAAUUUUUAUCCUGAUCGUAAGGUUAAGCUCUUUGCUAUAUUUACCAGCGGUUUUUUGUUUUUGUCUUUUUUGUGGUCUAGUGAAAAUCGCCCAGUAUAGUAUUCUUUAGAGACUUAUCAGACUGCUUUCAUUUGAAUCUUCUUUUAGAUCCUUUAUAGUCCCUUAACAUUAUGGUGAUUUAAACUCCAAGUUCCUUUGUGUCCAACUUGGAACGGUACAAGUGAUCAAUUCAUUGUCUUGACGCUUGGAUUAUAAGUCUCAAAUAUAAUAAGUGAUGGUAACAGGACUGAGUGGAGUCCAGUUCGGUCUGUAAUCAUACGAGUGAUUAACCAAAUUGGAUGACUUCUUAGCGGAGUCUGACUUGUUUAACCACAAGUAUGAUUACAGACCGAAUUUGUGGACACAAAGUUCUGUUACCAAUAAUUGAUCAUAACUUAAACAAAAUUUGUGGUGUAUAAGGCUCUUUUUAAAAUCAAAACACGAGAAACUCCAAGAUUUUUUUUGCUAGCAAUGAAAAAAAAGCCAUUUAAGCAUGCGUGUGAUGGUGUGUACUGUCCUAUUAAGACUGAAAUCAGGGCAGUUGAUAACCAAUCAGAUUAAAGAAUUUGGUUAUAGUUAUGAUUAAUGGAGUAAUACCCUGCCACUUUCAAGCUGUAUUCCUGAAAGAGCUGAAUACAUGGAUACCUGAUCCUUCCUUUCAUAGGCUUUUCUAUCUUCAGUGGCUUUAAGAACGACAAAAAGACAUGUUAUGGGCUUUAUUGUUGUUCUUAGUGUAUAUUGAAGUGGAUACGCUGAUAAGUUGAUACUUCUAGGGCUUUCCAUUUGUCAGAACUGGCUGCUCAGACUAUGCCCGUCAUAAGAAGUAUUUCAAUGUUAAUCAGAACUGUUUAGCCAUUUUCUAGCCAGAUCAGUUAAUUCCUAUAAUAUGCAUGGAGUUGAUGGGUUUUCUUUUAAAAAGCGUAUUUUCAUAUUGAAUAACAAGUUUGGCUGGCAGUUCUAACUGUUGGAAAGCACCCUUAGUCAGCAUUGUGACAAGCAAAAAAUGAAGGAAACAGGACUUCUUAAAACAGAACAAGAAUAAACAGUGCAUAUAAUCUUGACUGAAUUAGAGCCUCAACAGGGUUGCCAUUAAGAAUUCUGGUAGCAGGAGAAAGGUGUAACAUUACAGGAGAAUAUUUUGAAAGAGGCUCCACGCCAAUGCCUAAUCAACACCCUGCUUUAAACCACAAGAGGAGUUUUCAUUUCUGGGCAUGACAGUGAAUCAUCUCAUUUUGUUUGCAGAAUUUCAGAAGAUUGCCCUUGCCACUGCUAUUGGUUUUGCUAUCAUGGGCUUCAUUGGCUUUUUUGUCAAACUCAUUCACAUCCCCAUCAACAACAUCAUAGUGCAAUGA
Porites evermanni is the source of this 1590-nucleotide messenger RNA. NCBI's taxonomy places the organism in Eukaryota, Metazoa, Cnidaria, Anthozoa, Scleractinia, Poritidae. The record is from the annotation of a GenBank genome assembly.